Messenger RNA from Acipenser ruthenus (sterlet), 4252 nucleotides. RefSeq names its product zinc finger protein 345-like. Gene Ontology annotation, molecular function: DNA-binding transcription factor activity, RNA polymerase II-specific; RNA polymerase II cis-regulatory region sequence-specific DNA binding. Gene Ontology annotation, cellular component: nucleus. NCBI's taxonomy places the organism in Eukaryota, Metazoa, Chordata, Actinopteri, Acipenseriformes, Acipenseridae. The record is from RefSeq and is a predicted model, not a curated record. The transcript has 2 exons. Bases 223 to 2643 code for a protein of 806 amino acids. Gene Ontology annotation, biological process: regulation of transcription by RNA polymerase II.
CCUAUUGGUUAAGAGUGCCCCAGCGCGUCCAAUCACCGGAGGACUACUCUGUUCAGCGUGACACCACAGCCAAUGGCAGAGGAGAGAGGGGCGGGCUUACUUCGUUUCGGUCUCUCAGAAUAUUUUUUCACCUGAAGGAGAGAGGAGGAGGCCGGCGCAGCUGAAUUAACGAGAAUUUGUUCAGAAGACAAAACUGGAUUAUCCUUGUAAAGAGAAGAUUUAAUGAUGGAGCCUGUCCAUAUUAAAGAGGAGAGUCCUGUACUAGAAUCAGUCCAUAUUAAAGAGGAGAGUCCUGUACUAGAAUCAGUCCAUAUUAAAGAGGAGAGUCCUGUACUAGAAUCAGUCCAUAUUAAGAAGGAGAGUCCUGUACUAGAAUCAGUCCAUAUUAAAGAGGAGAGUCCUGAACUAGAAUCAGUCCAUAUUAAAGAGGAGAGUCCUGUACUAGAAUCAGUCCAUGUUAAAGAGGAGAGUCCUAUACUAGAAUCAGUCCAUGUUAAAGAGGAGAGUCCUGUACUAGAAUCAGUCCAUAUUAAAGAGGAGAGUUAUGUUCUAGAAUCAGUCCAUAUUAAAGAGGAGAGUCCUGUACUAGAAUCAGUCCAUAUUAAAGAGGAGAGUCCUGUACUAGAAUCAGUCCAUAUUAAAGAGGAGAGUCCUGUACUAGAAUCAGUCCAUAUUAAAGAGGAGAGUCCUGAACUAGAAUCAGUCCAUAUUAAAGAGGAGAGUCCUGUACUAGAAUCAGUCCAUCUUAAAGAGGAGAGUCCUAUACUAGAAUCAGUCCAUGUUAAAGAGGAGAGUCCUGUACUAGAAUCAGUCCAUAUUAAAGAGGAGAGUUAUGUUCUAGAAUCAGUCCAUAUUAAAGAGGAGAGUCCUGUACUAGAAUCAGUCCAUAUUAAAGAGGACAGUCCUGUACUAGAAUCAGUCCAUAUUAAAAAGGUUAUUCUCAUUUAUAAACCCUUAAGCAGCUUGCAGGGCUCUCUUACCUGUGGUGACUGUGGGAAGAGGUUCAGUCUGUCAGGCGCAUUGAAAAGACACCAGAAAAUCCACACAGGAGAGAAGCCACAUCACUGUAAUGACUGUGGGAAGAGUUUCAGAUAUUCACAAAACCUGAAACUUCACCAGCGAAUCCACUCUGGAGAGAAACCAUAUGUCUGUGCUGACUGUGGGAAGAGUUUCAUGCAUUUGCAAAGCCUCAAACUUCACCAGCGAAUCCACACUGGAGAGAAACCACAUGUCUGUGUUGACUGUGGGAAGAGUUUCACACAGUCACAAAGCCUGAAACGUCACCAGCGAAUCCACACUGGAGAGAAACGAUAUGUCUGUGCUGACUGUGGGAGGAGUUUUACACAGUCAGUCUGCUUGAAACGUCACCAGCAAAGCCACACUGGAAAGAAACCAUAUGUUUGUGCUGACUGUGGGAAGAGUUUCAUGCACUCACAAAGCCUGAAACUUCACCAGCAAAUCCACACUGGAGAGAAACCACAUGUCUGUGCUGACUGUGGGAAGAGUUUCAAUCAGUCAAGCGCAUUGAAAACACACCAGCGAAUCCACACAGGAGAGAAGCCACAUCACUGUAAUGACUGUGAGAAGAGUUUCAUGCACUCACAAAGCCUGAAACUUCACCAGCAAAUCCACACUGGAGAGAAACCACAUGUCUGUGCUGACUGUGGGAAGAGUUUCAAUCAGUCAAGCACAUUGAAAAGACACCAGCGAAUCCACACAGGAGAGAAACCAUAUGUCUGUGCUGACUGUGGGAAGAGUUUCAAUCAGUCAGGCUAUUUGACAAAACACCGGCGAACCCACAGAGGAGAGAAAGCGGAUGUCUGUGCUGAUUGUGGGAAGAGUUUCAGUCAGUCCUGCUAUUUGAAAAUGCACCAGCAAAUUCACACUGGACAGAAACAAUAUGUCUGUUCUGACUGUGGGAAGAGUUUCAGUGGGUCAGGCACAUUGAAAAGACACCAGCAAAUCCACACAGGAGACAAACCACAUGUCUGUGCUGACUGUGGGAAAAGUUUCAAUCAGUCAGGCUAUUUGAAAAAACACUGGCGAACCCACAGAGGAGAGAAACCAUAUGUCUGUGCUGAGUGUGGGAAGAGUUACAGAGAUUUACAAAACCUGAAAAUUCACCAGAGAAUUCACACAGGAGAGAAACGGCAUCCAUGUAGUAGAUGUGGGAAGAGUUUCAGUCAGUUAGCAUAUCUUAAAAUCCACCAGUUAAUUCACACAGGAGAGAAGCCACAUCACUGUAAUGACUGUGGGAAGAGUUUCAGACAGUCUGGCAACUUAAAAAUUCACCAGCGAAUCCAUACUGGAGAGAAACAACAUGUCUGUGCAGACUGUGGAAAGAGUUUCACAGAUUUACGAAAUCUGACACUUCACCAGCAAAUCCACACUGGAGAGAAACCAUAUGUCUGUGCUGACUGUGGAAGGAGUUUCAGGAUGUUACAAACCCUGAAACUUCACCGGCGACUCCACACUGGAGAGAAACCACAUCACUGUAAUGACUGUGGGAAGAGUUUCAGAUGGAUGUACAGCUUGACAAUGCACCAGCUAUUCCACACAGGAGAGAAUCCUUAUCAGUGCUCUCACUGUGGGAAGUCUUUUAAUGCUUCCAGUUCUCUUGAAAGACACAAAUGCAAGUUGUGAAAGUUUAGGCAGAAUGUUAGUGUGUGUUCAUUCACCCGCACUCAAUAUAAAAACUGUGAGAACUCUGGUGAAUAUCUACAGAUGAUACAGAUUUAUCAAUAUUAAACACAGUGCUCUGAAGCCGUUACAUUAUAAAAUACAUUCUUAGUUUGCAAUCCGUCGAAUAUACAGACGCCUCGGAGCGUUGUGUGAUACGAGGCGAAGCCGAGUGCCUCCAACCCCUGAGAAGUCUGUAUAUUCAACGCAUACGGUGUGGGAGAAAGUCAUAGUUGUAAUUGAAUGUACUUUAUAAAAUGACAUUUCAAAUCUUAAACUGUGAGUCUUAAGAUGCUGUGAUGUUAAUUAAGUGUGUCUUCCCCCAACCUUCUCCCAUAACAUUCGAAAUCUGCUUCAAAGGACUGGAUAUUAAUAACAGAGGGUCGUAAAUAUUUAAAAUGGUUUUAGUUCAGAUUACCUGCCAGUCUGUUCUGGUAACAAAUAAGUAAUAACAUACCUGAUUUAAAUAGGUUUUAGAAUCAUUUUAAUAAAGAAUGUGGUUUCCCAAUAUAUUGAAAUGUUUAUUGUGUUUUAAUGAAGUUUAAAUUGAAAGUAAUUCUUACAUCAUUUUACUUUAAUUAUUGUAUAACAUGUUUAACAUUUUUAUCCUUCUGUGAUCAAUUUAACUAGCUGUCACAAAAUGAAGUUGAGUUCUAUAAAUGUUACGAAUCCUGUUCUAUCUAUCUCUCUUUCUCCAUGGAGGAGAGUCACUCUGUGUUAAUGACACACAUUGCUUUUGUAAAAGGAAGCGUCAUUCAAACUUUGUAAGCCAAUGAAAGGACUGAUUUCGGUCAGGGAUUAAAAGUGAUUGGAUCACCAAAGUAAACUCCUCUUUGGGCGCUAUAUUUAAAUCAAAACAUGCAUGAACUCGUUCUCUUGGAUUCAGACUCAUCUCGCCAUGAAGUAACCAUUGAGCCUUCGCUUGCAAUGGGGACCCAUUCAAGCAUCGUACAUAUCUUCAUCCUGAAGAAGACUGCUCGCCGCUACACCCUUUGUUUUUCAACAAGAACCACAUCUCCAGAAUAAGUACUACAUUUGAAAGACAUUAAGAUUCAGUAAAAUACUAUGUGUAGAAAAAUCUACAUGCAAACCGGAAGUAAAAAACAUUUAAUACAGAAUAACACUUUGUGACAAAAAUACAAACAAUUCUACUCUGAACAAUUGAAAGAAGAUAAGACUUUAACUGAACUGAUGCUACUGUGUGCAUUUGAAAACAAUGUGAACGUCUGAACCAUUUAAACAUUGAUUGAGUUUAUCUACAAGUUCUGAAGUAACUCUAGAAUACAACUUCAUACUAAAUACAAUUGAAGCUGCUUCCCAACUGAACUUGUUGAAACAAAAAUGCCGUCUUCAUUUGAACCCACACAACAGACGCUGCUUCACCCCGUCACUGUGUGUAAUGUGCGUGAAUCCUGCGUGUGCGUGUACGGAAACACACGGAGGACAGCGUGCUCAUGGAAAUAUGUGUUUCCAUGUUUGAUUCCUGCUUGUGUACUUAUAAUUCUGAUACCAUGAUAUAUAAUUUCUGUAUCCUUCUUACUUUUGUGAGCCUUAAUAAACAUAAUCAUUUUUA